AUGGGGGGCUGGGCGCGCCGCCUGCUGCUGGGGCUGGGUCUGCUGCUGGGUCUGGGGGCGUCCGGGGGGGCGUCCGGGGGGUCGGCGGGGCGCUGCAAGCGCGCGGCGCGGUGCGAGGCGGUGUCGUCGGGCGGCUGCCUGGGCUCGGCGCUGCCCUACGCCGCCACCUCCACCCUCCUGGCCGACGACUCCCGCUCGCAGGACGACGCCCGGCACAAGCUGCUCCUCUGGUCCGGUUUGCGAAAUGCCCCCCGCUGCUGGGACGUCAUCCAGCCCCUUCUGUGCGCUGUCUACAUGCCCAAGUGUGAAGAUGGCAUGGUGGAGCUGCCCAGCCAGACCCUGUGCCAGGCGACCCGGGGGCCCUGCACCAUCGUGGAACGGGAACGGGGCUGGCCCGAUUUCCUGAAAUGCACCACAGACCGCUUCCCGGAAGGAUGCCCGAAUGAGGUCCAGAAUAUCAAGUUCAACAGUUCGGGGCAGUGCGAGGCCCCCCUGGUCCGGACCGACAACCCCAAGAGCUGGUACGAGGACGUCGAGGGGUGCGGAAUCCAGUGCCAGAACCCCCUGUUCACCGAGACGGAGCAUCAUGAAAUGCACGUCUACAUUGCCGGAUUCAGCUUGGUCACCAUUUUUUGCACCUUCUUUACCUUGGCCACCUUCGUCGCAGACUGGAAGAACUCGAAUCGGUACCCGGCCGUCAUCCUCUUCUACGUCAAUGCCUGCUUCUUCAUGGGCAGCAUCGGGUGGCUGGCGCAGUUCAUGGACGGGGCCCGCAGCGAGAUCGUGUGCAGAGCGGAUGGGACCAUGCGCUUGGGAGAGCCCACCUCCAACGAGACCCUCUCAUGCGUGAUCAUCUUCGUCAUCGUCUACUACUCCUUGAUGUCGGGCGUGAUCUGGUUCGUCAUGCUGACCUACGCCUGGCACACGUCUUUUAAGGCCCUGGGCACCACCUACCAGCCACUGGUGGGCAAGACCUCCUACUUCCACCUCGUGACCUGGUCGAUCCCUUUCGUCCUCACAGUCGCCAUUUUGGCUGUCGCUCAGGUGGACGGAGACUCCGUCAGCGGCAUCUGCUUCGUAGGGUACAAGAACUACCACUAUCGGGCAGGUUUCGUGUUGGCCCCCAUCGGUCUGGUGCUGAUCGUGGGGGGUUAUUUCUUGAUCAGAGGUGUGAUGACCCUCUUCUCCAUCAAGAGCAACCACCCCGGCCUGCUGAGCGAGAAAGCAGCUAGCAAGAUCAACGAGACGAUGCUGCGUCUGGGAACCUUCGGCUUCUUGGCCUUUGGCUUUGUGUUCAUCACCUUUGGCUGCCACUUCUACGACUUCUUCAACCAGGCGGAAUGGGAACGCAGUUUCCGGGAGUACGUCCUCUGUGAGGCCAACGUCACGAUUGCGACUCAGACCAAUAAACCCAUCCCCGACUGCGAGAUCAAGAACCGGCCCAGCCUCUUGGUGGAGAAGAUCAAUCUUUUUGCCAUGUUUGGGACUGGUAUUUCCAUGAGCACCUGGGUAUGGACCAAAGCCACCCUCCUCAUCUGGAAACGUACCUGGUGCAGGCUGAUCGGCCAAAGCGACAAUGAGCCCAAGAGGAUCAAAAAGAGCAAGAUGAUCGCCAAGGCCUUCUCCAAGCGGAAGGAGCUGCAACACAACCCCCAUCAGGAGCUCUCCUUCAGCAUGCGCACUGUCUCACAUGAGGGGCCCGUGGCUGGCCUGGCGUUCGACAUCAACGAGCCGUCGGCUGACAUUUCCUCAGCCUGGGCACAGCACGUCACCAAGAUGGUGGCUCGCAGGGGGGCCAUCUUGCCUCAGGACAUCUCUGUCACACCCGUGGCUACUCCUGUUCCCCCCGAGGAAAGGGCCAACUUGUGGGUGGUGGAGGCUGAGAUCUCGCCCCGGCUGGAGAGGAAGCUGCGCCACAAGAAGAAGAAACGCCGGAAGAAGAAGGAGGUGUGUCCCGAGAUGCCUGUCGGCGAACGCUACAACAUCCCUGACGUGGACCGCUUUGCCCCAAAAAGCCUCAGCUCUGUUCCGCGCCUCCCCCAACUACCCAGGAACAAGUGUUUGGUGUCCGGCCCCAAAGAGCCCCUGCACGAAAUGCGGCCAUCAGGAGCUUAUCCCGAAUUGAGAUCCGGCACGCUGCAGCGGGAAGAUCCGUUUUCCAGGGGAAUGCGAGAGCCCACGGGGAGCUACAGGCAAACCGGCGCCCUGAAUUGCAUCAGCCACCCCUUUUGCCCGGAUAACGUCCCGCCUGACGAGGCGGGACCUGGGAAUGGAGCUCGGCUGUUCCCGGUGCCUCCGCAGCAGCUUCAGCGCGGCGGCUUUUUCCAGCAGCCCCGUCCAGGCCCGGCCCCCGCCUCCGUAUUUUUCGGGAACGGCCCUUACCAGUCCCAGACUCAAGGGAGAGCCUUACCCCCCAUCCACUCCCAGACCAACCUCAUGGACGCCCAGCUGCUGGACGCCGAUUCUGAUUUCUAG
Molecule: messenger RNA, 2475 nt
Organism: Euleptes europaea (tarantolino)
Lineage: Eukaryota; Metazoa; Chordata; Lepidosauria; Squamata; Sphaerodactylidae
Gene: SMO
Product: smoothened, frizzled class receptor
Exons: 12
Coding region: 1-2475 (824 amino acids)
Biological process (GO): central nervous system development; smoothened signaling pathway; positive regulation of smoothened signaling pathway
Cellular component (GO): plasma membrane; cilium; dendrite
Molecular function (GO): transmembrane signaling receptor activity; patched binding
Source: RefSeq, a predicted model, not a curated record